UUUUCAUAAAAAUAUUAAAUUAAUAACUGUCAAGAAUUUGAACUGAAAAAUUUCGUGGCUAGCAUAGUUUACAUCAUCCUCCGUGACACAGACACGCAAAUGCGACAACUUCCGGUUUGAUGGCAAGUCGCAACACCGUUUACGUAAAGGAUGUAGACGUUGUCAUUUGACAUCUGACCAGAUGAAUGGCGUAAUUGAUUUCGCGACUUUGUCUACCGAGCACAAAGGGAAACCAGAUGCAUCUCAACGUACAAAUGUCGAGUUCAAACCGGCCAAAAAGAUGAAAAAACGUCGCCAACUGGACGCUUUGGUUGGCAACGGCAAGCUUCCUCGCAGAAAACACAGCGGGCAUGAACUGUUACGAUCAAACGACUCGGACUCGUCCGAAGUGGAAGAGUUCAGGGUUUUGGAGGGACACAGAUUGGGGAAAAGAUGGUCAGGGACUUCAUGCUGUAACACAUGUUCUGUACUGAUGUUCUUUAUCAUCUUGGCUACUUGCUUAGUAGCUUCUGCCAGUCUCAUCUGGAUGCAUCUGGAGCUAAAGCGCGACUUCAGCAGCCUGCAAGAAAGGCUUGCAUUAGUAGAAAACAAAAAUGCGGGCACUCCAGAUGAGCUGCAGCUUUUUCACUCCAAGCUUCUGGCAUUCAAUAAAUCUGUGCAGGACUUGUCAACUGGGAAGUAUGGGCUAAUUGCACUAAACAAGAGCAUUGAGGAUAUGAAGAAACAGAUUGAGUCUUUAACAGCGUCAAAUACACAGUUGAAAAAUCAAGCUUCUGAUCAUGAUGGACUUGCUGCAGAAAGUCACUCCAUUGAAGCAUCUGGGCUGGAAAAAACUGUAGCAGAUAUUGGAAGUGAGGUAUCAAGAAUGAAGACUGAUAUGGAGCAGCUAAAAUCUGCAAAAGACGCAACCUCUAAACAGAUUGAUGACCUAAAUAAGAGGCUUUUGAAAGCUGAGAAUGUUAUUGGAAAAGAGGGGGUCUUAACAACCAUGUCAGAUGUCACUCAGAACCUGAUAUCCCAGCUAAAUACUACAUUGAUGCAGAAUUUUGAACAAGUAAUGGCUAGGUACAGUUCACUUGAGGCGCAUGUGGAUGUCAUAGAUAAAGUUGCAACAAAUUUGCAAGAGCAGCUGAAGAACCUAACUGCAGCAGUACAAAAUAUCAGUCAGUCAUUGCAUUCCAUUACCCCCAGCAAUCAACAACAGUCACAAGAAGGCAGUUCACAGGAAGGUGGAGAGAAUUCACAGCUGGCUGCUCGAGUGAUGAAUGUAGAAAAACAUCUGGUGUCCUUAGAUGAGGUUAUUUCUCAGUUUAAAAAUGGAACUGCCGUCAACAGUAACAAUGUUGAGGGAAUGCAAAAUGAGAGCAGUAUUCUUUCUGAACUGAAACGUGAUCACCAGGACUUUCUUGUCUUCAGGACUGAAGCUUUCCAAGACAUUGAUACCUUGAAUGCAUCAUUGACAGCUCUCAACAUAUCCGUGAAAAUUCUUAACCUAGAACUUAAUGACCUCACAUCUCGCUUGGAGAAUAGCAUGCAGCAGAUGACUAACGUGUCAUCAUCAAUGGAGCAAGUAGUGACAUUCCUGGAGAAGAGUAGAGGUGAGCAUGAUGAUAAGAGCAAGACAGAUGCGAAUGAUCCAUCUGGAAGAAUGAAAAAUAUAUUAGAAGAUGAUAAAAGGAAAUUCGAAGAGAACCCCUCUCAGGCAGGGUCAGAACUAACCACACCUCCAUCUGAUGAUAAGAAUAAACAAACCAAGGAAGAAUCAGAACAGCAAUAAAGGCUGAACAUCAAAACUUGAGGGAUAGAUGAGCAGAUGAAUGGUACUUGAGACAAGAGGGCAGGAUUUAUAUUGGAAUCCUACCAGAAGAGGAUCUGAAUAUGACUUAAUAGGACACCAGAAAAAUGUUGCAUGUUGUUUGUCAAGUUUUAGGUGACGUAUCCGAAAAAAGAAAUCUGCAACAGGCAUGUAAGAAAAUUUAACAUUACUUGCAAUCUAUUCUGAUGAUUUCUAUUAAGCAGCACAUUUUGGGGAAACAUUUAUAUUGCAAAAUAAGUAUCUUAUAUACCACUACACAAAGUAAUAGUGGUUUUCUCUUUCUCAAGUGUUCUUCUAACUGUAUUUUAAAUAUUUGGACUGUUAAAAAAACUAGAAGUUAAAAGCAUUUGGUUGAAGUGGAUGUUAAUAAAGGAUUAUAUAUUUAAGAUUAGAGAGAACAGAAGUGUGUGACAUUUCAAAGUAGGUAGCCAUGUACCAUCUAUAAGCAUUUUAAUAUCAAAGUUAAAAUUUCAAUCAGUUUUAUUCUGUGGCUGUGUAUGACUGUUUUUUCGUAGAAUGUGUGUGCAUUCACGGAGUGGCAGAGAGCUGAUGAUGAGUGUUUUUUGUUGGUGCCAUGGACCGUAUAUCUCUGGACUGCCUACAAAGUUUCAACAUUAACUUAUAGAACAAGGCCAAAUUUCCACGUAUACUUCUGGUUUAACUAUCAGCAUCAGGGCUUCUGCUAAGGCUAAAUUCUUUGGGGUCCCAGGGACCCCUUCUUCAGAUUUUUAAGGGGUCCCUGUUCUUCACCCAAAUUUGAAGGGGACCCCAUUGACGAAAAUUGAAGGGGUCCUCCGAACUUUUAAUGCGUACUGUACGCAAUGUUUUGUGUAAGCAAAAGCCCUGAGCAUGAAGAAGAAGAGCAGUUGAAGUGAUCUCUCAUGUUGACUAAAUUCAAGGCACAAAAGCACAAGUUUUAUGUUUGUUUUCAAUGUAUUGGCUUUAAGUGAUGAGAAGUUGACAACUUUUACCCCCAAAAAAGAAAGUAAAAGUAACUAAGUAACGAACUAUUAUGCAAGUAUACUGUUGACUUUAAAAAUUUUGUGGUUCUGGAUAGUAAACUGGUAGAUGAUUCACACAGACCUGGCAGCCUACAGCUUCGUGAAAGGCAGACUGCCAGCAGUCCAGAGAUUUAUGUAUAUGGUUGGUAUGGAAUUGUUGAAAAGGCCAGUGUGGAUGGGAGGGAGAGAACUGCUUUCAUUGACUUUUGUGUAGCUGUGGGGAGAGUGCUUACAGAAAGUGGAAAAGUCAUUGUGCUGCCAAAACACUGAAAUUACAGGCUAUGUAGCUGCCUCUUUGUGGUUCCAGGCUAAACUGAUUAUUAAAAGUUGUUCGUUAAGCUGUGUACUGUUCACAAUUCACAAGUACAUUUUCUUCUGGUAAGUUGCUGAAACUAAUUGUUUUGAUUAUUGAAAAUUUAUAUUCAUGGAUAUUUCACACUACAUUAAAUUGUAUGAAUCGAUUGUUUUAGACUAUAGAUCUUUUAAUUAAUAUUUCAUUCAUUGUCGCUUGAAUGGUACCAGUUGAUGAACAGCUAUGUUGGUUUGCUGAUACUGGUUAGUUAAUUGGAGUUUUGUGUUCUGUCAGUGCUGAGACUUGUUGUCGGGUUGAACAAAUGAAUGGCAGCAGCAGUUGGCAAGAUAUUCCAGUUUGGCCUGUCUUGUGGGUAGGUCCUGCAUGGAACAACCAGUCCAUUCUUUUAUGUCUGCCAACCAGUUACUACUCUGUCCACCUCAGCAUUGACACCGCACCCCUAUCCACCUCUCGAAGGUAACCUGAAGGAUGAUUAUAGACAGACAGAGCGUCAUGCCGGAUCACAUGGCUGAACUAGACCAGCUUGCACCUCUUGACUACUGUUUCUGGUGUCCUAGAGGUGUGGCAGCCGUGCUCUGUACAGAGUCCUUGGUUUUAUUUUCCCUUUGUGAGAUCUGGAGCAGCUUCCUCAGGUGCUUGUUCUCAAAUGCCUGCACUUUGUAUCAGCAAGCAGAGUCCACAUUUCACAUCAGGAUUAAAAUCAUGAGUUGUACAGAUGUCUGCAAUCUUUGGAAAUGGUGACACUCAAAUACUUUGCGGUUCACCUUCUCAAACUGUAUUCCAUUCCAGUAGAUCCUUGCCAUUGCUGUGGACCAUGACUUUUGUUCUUGUUAGUGCUGAUCUUCAUUCCACGUGUGUUCAAACUGUCAGUCUACUGAUAAGAUCUUGCAGUUUGCUGCUGGUACCUGCAUUAGCUCAAUGUAAUCUGCAAAGCAUAGGUUGCAUGUGGGCCUCCCACCGAUGAAAUGGGUGAUAUGAUGGUUGUGAAAAGUUUCUCAUUUGAUGUUUCCCACCCUCAACCUCCCUAAACAGAAAAGUAAACAAUACUAGUGAUGGGAACAUCUAUUGUGUGAUGAAAGCUCCCAUUUGGUUUUUCAGUAGCACUAUGCUCAUUUAGCUCUUGUACAACAGUGAUGACUUGAACGAGUCAGUCCCCAUUGUUGAAUUUUCACAUCAAGCGCCACAGCCUUUUCUAAAUUUGAGCAAGCUGUGGAAGAGAACUUGCUGGUGCUGUAGAUUUUUUUUUUUUUGACAGGAUGUGACAUUUUAAAAUCUGUUCAACGGAGCUCCUGCCUUGUGUGAAGCCAGCCCAUUCUGCUGGCAGAUCCUCAGUGGUAGUGUGGAUGCAGUUAUGAAUUAUUUUCAGCAUCACUUUGUAAAGCAUACAUUUAAAAGGAAAUUCCUAGCAUCUUGAUUAUUUUAUGUGUGAUAAGCAGUGCACAAGAUGAAAUGAAGAAAGAAAGAACAUCUGUCAGUAGAUUUGAAAUAAAUUCCUUCAAGGUCUUCCAUUUUCAUUGUCCUUAUCUGGGAAGUUUUUGAUUCUGGCUUUGCAAACAGUUAUGGUCUUGUGGCAUACACUUUUCUUUGACUGUUUUAUAAAGUAAUAAUUAUGUUGGUGUUACACAUAACAGGAAAUAAGUUUUAUAUUGCAUUUGCCAAUGUGUAUUAAACUUGAUCUAUACUUUGUAAAAUAGGUAUUGUUAACAUGCAAAAGAGGUCGUGCUUGUUCAAAAGGUGCACAGCUAAGAAUCAAUUUUUGGUUGAAAAAUUAACUGGUGUUAAACAUAAUCUUUUAUAAGUUGAGAGAGAAAGUGAAUGUGUAUGCAUAAAUAUUCCACUGUUUAACUUUGCGAAAGGCUCAUGGAAACAUAUCUUUUGUUCAAAAUUAUUGCAUAUAAUCCUGAUUUAAAAUAAGCCAUUAAAAUUCUUCUGCACUGGACUUUGAGAUGGCAGAUGCUGUUUUACCGUCCAUCAAACGCACAUAAUGAGUGUUGUAAAUAAUGUGAGCCUGUGUUGUAGAUUUUUUUCUCCUUGUGCCAGCCUAAUCCAUAUCAAGUUGUAGAAGUGAUUUCUAAGAAGAAUUUUUGACAAGAUCAUGCUAAAACCAUUCUAGUUCUGGAAGCAUUAACAUAUUAUAUGGAUAUCACUGCUGUCAGGUUAAUGAAUAGCGAUGUUGACUUUUUUUUUCUAACUGACAUUUUGUCAUUAACUUCGGUCAGUUUACUAGAAGAAAAAAAAUUCAAAGGGUUACUCUGAAAGAUAUAGAUGAUUGUUAAUUGCAUUGAAUAUCUGUAGUAAAAUCAUGACAGUAGUUUAAAGUGUGUAUUCUAUUUCCAUUUUCAAUUUCUUAACUUUAUUCUUUUAAUGUUUUCAAAUUGUACAUAUCACUUCAUGUUUUUUUUCUUGUACAGGUAAAUUCCUAUAAAUAAAAUGACAAUGCCGUAAUAGUAAUGUACUGAUCUCUUUCAAAUGAAAACAGAUUCAUGGUUUCAUGGCUACUAACAUCCCAACAUUCCAGAGCAACUUCAAAGCUACAGUAGGUGCAUUAAAUGCAAGUGUUUAGACAAAAUGUUGGGAACACUGUCAGGUGUGUUCUCUGUAAAUCCAAAAUGGAUAUACUGGUGAGACUGCACUAAUAUGUUGAUGUCCUGCUGUUCAGAGGACACUGAAUAUUGCCAGUCUUCCUCACUUAAUGUAACUGUGAUAGACAUUCUGCACAAUUCCACUGAGCUCGCUCCUUUAAGUCUUAAGAACUGUUUCACUCUUUGCCUGUAUGUCUCUAGUCAACUGAGUGAUCGUAACUGAUGUUUAAAAAAAAAAAAACCAUAGCAGCUUGAUUAGUAAAGUUUUGAAGCAUUACAAUAUACAGUUGCCUGGACUUGCAAACAUUUUUUUAAAUGUAGAACUUUUUCCCCCCUAAAGUGAGUGUGUGUGAAUUGUACAGUAAUAUAUACAUCAGUGAUGUACAGCUUAUGUCAGAGUCUUAAAGAACAAGAUGGCUGCAAAGUAAUGUGCAGCCGUUAAGUUUACUGGAAAGAUAGAUGUAUAUACCUUAUAUGAGCUUUCAAUUAUUUUUCAUUCUUUACAUGACAUAUGCAAAUGAGGGAAAUGAUACUAUCAUGACUCCAGCAUUAAUCUAAUCCUGAAUAACACAUUAUACAGAUAGUCACAAGAGUAAAUGCGUAUCAGGUUGCCCAAGCCUUUUGCUUAUUUCAAACUUUCAUGUCUGUAUAUCAUAUACUUAAAUUGAUAGCUACAGCUGUCUUUUCACCUUGUUAAUGUUAUGCUUGUUUUAAGAGGCUGCCUAGGAAUUUAUUAUGGGUAGCUAGCAUGACUGUGGUGUUCCGUACUUCGCUUGCUGUAAAGUGUGAGCUGAGGGUUUGUUUUUUUGUUUGAUUUUAUUUUUUAACCCUCAACUUGUGCAUUUUUGAUGGACUGCUUGAUAUCAGCCACUUGGGAUUUUAGAAGUUUAAAUACUUGUCAUAUUGUCUCAUGUAUGUCUUAGUCCCAGGAAUAGAUCGGUUUUGAGGUGCAGUCCAAAUACUGUCUUUGUAACAUUAUUGGAUUUGACAUCUGUACUGAAGUCAGAUUGAAGACUGUGGCAAAUUUGUUAAAGCUUUGCUUUGCUGAAAAUUGAAUCAGUAAUCAUGUAUAGAGAUAUGCUACAUUGUACUUAAAGAUGACAGAAGAGGGGGAGAGAGAGAGGAAAAUAUGGUGGCACACUGCAACCUCUUGAUUAAAGGUUUGCUCUUCCUUUAUCAAUGGCUUUGAAGUUUACUUUUCUGUGAUUUUUAUUUCAGGUUAAAUUGACAAACUGCACUGAUUUCCCACCAUCUACCAUUGAUUUUAGAACAAAUCUGUGUAGAUAUAACUGUAAAAUAGCAUAUGUCCUUAGAUUUUUGAUGUGCCAUGAUGAUGAGAGUGUUAAGUGUGACACCAACUACUACAAACAUCCAUCACCAUACUUGUGUUUAUUGUUUCUAUGUUUCUGUAUAUUUCAUUAAGAUGUGAGAAGUCUCAGAGAUCCUUGAUGUAUCUAAUUACAACUGUGGUUUAAUUUUCUUUAUUAUGUGAAUAUAUUGUACCUUUUGGAAUUAGGUACACAUUGUACAUAACCAUUAUGCAGCAGAGCUUGUUAGAGAACAAUCUGACAGUACUGUCACUGUGUAUUAACUUAUUAGGUAGUGUUUAGCGGGAAUGUAAAGAUCUAUUCCAGAGAAAUAGGGCAGCUGACACGAUGUGUUUGUAAUGAAUGGCAAUCUAGUGAUAACAUCUUAGUAACAUGGUCUGUCCACCUAGCAACUUGGUAUAGGUGAGGUUUAGGAUUACGAACAGCAUUGGAGAACAUUCUGUAGCAAAAAAAGCCCUCCCCCCCCCUCUCCACAACAAACAAAAAAAAAAAAACGGCCAAACUAACCAAAACGGACCGAACCUCCUUCCCUCAAAAUAAAAACCCACCUAAUUAUUUUUUUUUUUUAAAGUUCAUCAAAAAUUGGGAGAACAGAUCUUCAGUUUAAUUUUGUUUUCCAAUUUUUAUGUUAAAUGAAUUAGGUUCAAGAGAGCAUCACACAAGUUGAUUAAGUUUUGAGCGCUUUCCUGUAAAAAAAAAAUUAAAUAAUGAAAGUCUAUUGGUUUGUGAUUUGAGAGGACUGCAUUUCUUUUACCCAACCUGCUAUCCCCAGCAUGACUUGCCUGCCAAACUAUAAUAGUGCUGCUGUAUCUACUGCAUAUCCGUAGCUGUUGAUUCGUUUGCUUUCAUUUUCCUGUUGGCCUGACAAAAUCUAUUCAAUUAUUAUGUUUAUUAUUACUGUGGUGGUAAUCUGUCUCCAUUUUGAAGGACCUUAGAGAGGAAAAAAAAAACCUUUGAUACUCUUAAAGUAUAAGGUAUAGGGCAUGGCUGGCCUCCCAUGUGAUAUGUAUAUGUUCAAAGAGCUAUUUUGUAGAUUUUUUUUCUAGACACAUCAUGCAGAACGAAUGCAUUAAAAACGCCUUUGUACUUUACAGAUACAUAUCAAAGCUCACAUCAUUACAACAUUUAUGCCAUAUCCACCAUUUAAACUAAAUAUAUCGGUACUCGUGACAAGAUUUAUUUGAUGGGUCACAUUAAUAAGAUAGAAGUGUGAAGUCUUCAAGCAGAUGGAUACUUUGUUUUAAAAAAGUUCAGUUUAUUAAGCAUCAUGAGGCCUCCAGUAAAUGACCAGCAGCAUGCCGAGCUUUCAGUGAGAACUCUUUGUAAAGCGAUAAUGGCAGUCUGGGUAGACAUAUGUUGGGCAACAUCUAUAGUAGUACUUAGAAAUUGUAUAGUGUGUGUGCACGCACGCACACACGUUGCUUGCAUGUUGCUGUAAUCUGAGAAAAUUGCAUUCUUCAUCCUUAGUUUGUGUUGAGGAUGAAAUGGAUAUUAAAAAAAUUUGGAAGAUUGA
Molecule: messenger RNA, 8553 nt
Organism: Pomacea canaliculata
Lineage: Eukaryota; Metazoa; Mollusca; Gastropoda; Architaenioglossa; Ampullariidae
Product: EF-hand calcium-binding domain-containing protein 14-like
Exons: 14
Coding region: 182-1777 (531 amino acids)
Source: RefSeq, a predicted model, not a curated record